UACCCCACGCACACACCGAACAGCGCCACAAACCAAAUCCAAAAAACACCUUGCUCCAAUACGUAAACCAUCAAUCGAGAAUAACCCAAACUCCCACCUUUUCUACUUUCGGCCGUCGUCUCCAAGAUGGGUUGCUUCUUGUCUGCCGAGGAGAAGGAGAACAAGCGCAAGAAUGACGAGAUUGAGAAUGCGCUCAAGCAGGAGAAGAUUAAGCUGCGUAAUGAGGUCAAGAUGUUGUUGCUUGGCGCGGGAGAAUCAGGCAAAUCGACCAUUCUGAAACAGAUGAAGCUGAUCCACGACAACGGAUACAGCAACGAAGAGCGUGAAACCUUCCGUGAGAUCGUCUUCAGCAACACCAUCCAAUCCAUGCGCGUCAUCAUCGAAGCCAUGGCGAUGAUGGGCAUCCAGCUCGCCAACCCGGCCAACGAAACCCACAAGGCCGUCAUCCUCGAACUCCCCCACCAAAUCGAAGCCGAGUCCCUUCCCCCGGAAGUCGCCGCGGCAGUCAAGACACUCUGGACCGACGAAGGCGUGCUCGCAUGUUUCGCACGCAGUCGCGAGUACCAGCUGAACGACUCUGCAAAGUACUACUUUGACUCGAUCGACCGGAUCGCCGUCGCCGAUUACGUGCCCACUGACCAGGACGUGCUGCGUUCGCGUGUCAAGACGACGGGAAUCACUGAAAACACCUUCCAUAUUGGGGACCUCACCUACCGCAUGUUCGAUGUCGGUGGGCAGCGCUCCGAGCGUAAGAAGUGGAUCCACUGCUUCGAGGAGGUCACCGCCAUCGUGUUCCUUGUCGCCAUCUCCGAGUACGACCAGGUGCUUGUGGAGGACGAGACCGUGAACCGCAUGCAGGAGGCCCUCACCCUCUUCGACUCCAUCUGCAACUCGCGGUGGUUCGUGAAAACCUCCAUCAUCCUCUUCUUGAACAAAAUCGAUCUGUUCCGCGACAAGCUGCCCAAAUCGCCUAUGGGUAAAUACUUCCCCGACUUCGAGGGCGAGGACGACUACGACGCGGCUUGUGAAUACAUCAUGAACCGGUUCGUGUCGUUGAACCAGAGCGACCAGAAACAGAUUUACUGCCAUUUCACCUGCGCUACCGACACGACGCAGAUCAAGUUCGUUAUGGCGGCCGUGAAUGAUAUCAUCAUUCAGUCCAACUUGAGGGAUGCGGGUCUCAUGUAGAUAAAACAGAAAAUCUGAAGAAAAUCGUUGGGGGAGGGAAGUGGAGACAUGGUUGCGGGUUAACCUGUUUUUGUCGGCGGCGGUGCUGGGGGCCGGAUAUAAUCCUUGUGUAUCCUCUCAU
Fimicolochytrium jonesii is the source of this 1309-nucleotide messenger RNA. RefSeq names its product guanine nucleotide binding protein, alpha subunit. Gene Ontology annotation, cellular component: heterotrimeric G-protein complex. Gene Ontology annotation, biological process: G protein-coupled receptor signaling pathway. Bases 127 to 1188 code for a protein of 353 amino acids. NCBI's taxonomy places the organism in Eukaryota, Fungi, Chytridiomycota, Chytridiomycetes, Spizellomycetales, Powellomycetaceae. The record is from RefSeq and is a predicted model, not a curated record. Gene Ontology annotation, molecular function: G-protein beta/gamma-subunit complex binding; GTPase activity; G protein-coupled receptor binding. The transcript is spliced from 2 exons.